Molecule: messenger RNA, 348 nt
Organism: Suncus etruscus (white-toothed pygmy shrew)
Lineage: Eukaryota; Metazoa; Chordata; Mammalia; Eulipotyphla; Soricidae
Product: small ubiquitin-related modifier 1-like
Exons: 3
Coding region: 1-348 (115 amino acids)
Biological process (GO): protein sumoylation
Cellular component (GO): PML body; nucleus
Molecular function (GO): ubiquitin-like protein ligase binding; protein tag activity
Source: RefSeq, a predicted model, not a curated record
AUGUCGGAUCAGGAGGGAGAGGCAAAACCGUCAACUGAGGACUUGGGAGAUAAGAAGGAAGGAGAAUACAUAAAACUCAAAGUUAUUGGACAGGAUAGCAGUGAGAUUCAUUUUAAAGUGAAAAUGACCACACAUCUCAAGAAACUUAAAGAAUCUUACUGUCAAAGACAGGGAGUUCCAAUGAAUUCACUCAGGUUUCUCUUUGAAGGUCAGAGAAUUGCUGAUAACCACACUCCAAAAGAAUUGGGAAUGGAGGAAGAAGAUGUGAUUGAAGUUUAUCAGGGGCAUGUGAUCGCUUCACUGCUGGACUAUGACUUUCAGUGGGAGAUGGAAGUUUUUCAGAACUGA